Molecule: messenger RNA, 2163 nt
Organism: Alternaria triticimaculans
Lineage: Eukaryota; Fungi; Ascomycota; Dothideomycetes; Pleosporales; Pleosporaceae
Exons: 4
Coding region: 1-2163 (720 amino acids)
Molecular function (GO): GTP binding
Source: RefSeq, a predicted model, not a curated record
AUGAGAAUCCUUCGGAUAUUCGAGAAGAUUUGCGGCGAGCGACAUUUCCAGGAUGUUGUGGUUGUGACGACCAUGUGGAACUCGCUUAAGACCAAGGAAGCGCAAGAUGCCGCAAUGAUGCGUGAGAAAAUGAUGGGAGAAAGACCUGAGUUCUUUGGAAACAUGAUGAGAAAUGGAGCUAGAAUGGAGCGAUACCAAGGCGAUACUUAUAGCGGCAUCCGGAUCGUCGAACUAUUAGCAGACAGACGGGGAACGAUCACUCUGCAAUUGCAGCGCGAGAUGGGACGAGACGUAGCAACGAAACUCGAAGACACGACAGCAGGAAGAUAUAUCGACGGUGAAUUGGCCAAUGCACGCGAAAAGUACGAAACGCAAAAACGAGAGCUAGAAGAGUGUGCAGAAGACACCGGGGAUGAUGAUGACCUCAAAAGCGAAUACGUCGAACAAGCUGAAGACUGCACUCGUAUGGUCAAGAAUAUCACAGCCGAUCAAGAAAGCCUUUCCGUCACACUUGAAGACAUGCGGAACGAACAGGUGGCAUGGUGUAGCAAAGGUCACGACGACCAUGCGGAGGAUGCUAUGCAUGAGAACACCUCCACGCGCAUCUUCGAGCUCGAGCACAAGGUCCAAGACCUGGAAAGAGUAAUUCAAGAGCAGCGCGUGGAAAGUCUCAAUGCACAACGUGAAGGGAUUGAGAAGAUAGAAGCGGGCAAGCAGGACAUAGACCAGGCAAAAGAACGCGACCAGAUUGCGCGGGAUAAAGCAAAGCAGAAGCGAGCACCUCCAAGUGAGGUUAUCGUGUGGAUGCGAGACUUUUUUGCUGGAAGACGCACUACAGAAUAUGCACCACCACCACGUCGAGCCGACUCCAUGCCCAUAGAGACAAAGCCCACCAAGAAGACUGAUAACCAAGUCUGGAAAAUUGGAAGUCGACCUAAAGGCCGCCAUAGUGGAAGGCCGAAUAUCAAGCGCACAUCCUCUGACGAUCACCCGAGAGAGCCCUACGCUGAUUCGCAGUACCUUCAGUAUCAACAGACCUGCGAGCCUGAGUAUCUUAGCGAUGCAGAAAGCGGAUUGGAGAGCGAGAGGGAGGGCUCAGCGCCUCCGAUGUAUACGCCGCAUAAUCCUCAUUCGUAUACACCCGUAGCCCCACCCGACGACAUAAUUAUUGCAGUGAUGGGCAUUACUGGCUGCGGAAAAACUACUUUCGUGAACCUCUUCUCUGAUCGCAAGCUCGAGGUCGGGCAUGGACUAGAUUCAUGCACAGUAUCAGUCCAAGUCGUACCUUGUACGUUCGAAGAUGGCACGAAGGUCUAUCUCGUCGACACCCCCGGCUUUGACGACACUUAUCGGUCCGACUCCGAAAUCCUGCGUGAAGUCGCGCUUUGGCUGAAUAAGGCGCACACAGAAAAGCUGCGACUAGCUGGCAUCAUCUUCCUCCAACGAAUCUCAGAUGUUCGAGUAGGCGGUAGCGGAAUCAAGAACAUCAAAAUGUUCCAAAAGCUGUGUGGUGACGGCCCGCUGUCGAGCGUGGUACUAGCGACGACAAUGUGGGACAUGGCCUCACCCAAUGCUGCAAUCGACCGCGAGAGAGAACUAAAAGAACAACCACAGCUAUGGAAACGAAUGAUAGACCACGGGAGUUGCGUCUUCCGCCACGACAAAGGAAAGUCGUCAGCGCUCAAAAUCAUCAAGUACCUGAUGAAGCGCAAAAAGCCCGUAACACUCGACAUACAGCGCGAAAUGGUCGACCAAAACCUCGAACUAGUCGACACAGGCGCUGGAGGAGCCCUAGCAUCAUCCGUAGAGACACUCAUCAAGCACUACGAAAAGAAGCUGAAAGAGCUGGAACAAGACCUCAAAGAGGCCCGCGCCCAAAGCAACAAAGAAGACCGCGAGAUUUUGGAAGCAGCGCAGAAACAAUACCAAGACAAUCUCGCGAAGCAACAGCAGGAAAUGCAGAAUUUACAGGUUAGUGCGGCGCAGCUGAUAGAGGAUACUAAGAAGCGGUUUGAAGAGAGCGAGGUAUCGGCUAGGGAGAAUAUGCUACGAGCUCAGGCGAAUCAUGCGGCGGAGCUGGAGAAGCAGAGGGUGGUGUUGCAGAGACAGUUUAAGGAGAAGUAUUUGCAGAUGAUGCAUGAGCGGGCGUGUAAUGUAAUGUAG